Molecule: messenger RNA, 1657 nt
Organism: Sinocyclocheilus grahami
Lineage: Eukaryota; Metazoa; Chordata; Actinopteri; Cypriniformes; Cyprinidae
Product: pleckstrin homology domain-containing family G member 1-like
Exons: 14
Molecular function (GO): guanyl-nucleotide exchange factor activity; small GTPase binding
Source: RefSeq, a predicted model, not a curated record
UGGUCUGGAAUACUAAGUGGAUAUGUGAUAAAAUCUGGAUCGAGCUGCAAUGCCUACGGAAGAUUAUCCAUUCUCCACUGAUGUUUUACCGCCACUCCCAGAGGUCCCUGCUGGAGGGCCGGUCCUAAGCCCAGCGGGUCCCAUCAGAAACUCUGCUCUGAGAUAUUGCUCCUCACGCAGCAUGGACUCCACGCACUGCAACGAGCGGCCGGUGAGCUAUGGCUCCACGUCUUCAUCCGCCUCCUCUCGUGACAGCCACUGCUCGCUGGGGGGGCGGCCAGUAUUAGGCUCUGCCCCCGAGAGGGAUCAUGAUUCUGGAGCCAUCCGACUGGAGCUGGUGCCUGCCCAACAGCUAGAGGAGGAGGAGACGGGGCGACAAACACCUACACCGACCAAUCAGAGCCAUGCAGAUAUUCAGUCGCCGGAAGGACGUAAAGUCCAGUAUGUGGACCGAGUGGUGGAGGAAAUUCUUGAAACGGAAAAAACCUACGUCCAGGACCUUCGCAGUAUAGUCCAGGAUUACCUGGAGUGCAUCAGCAAUCAGUCUCUUCUGCUGUUGGGAGAUGAAGAGAGGAGUUCUUUAUUUGGAAAUAUCCAUGAGAUCUACCGUUUCAACAGUGAUCUGCUUCAUGACCUGGAGAAGUGUAACGCCAACCCAGUUGCCAUUGCAAAGUGUUUCGUAGCCAAGAUCUGCAGGUCCGUUGCUGUCUUAACAGAGUGCAUGCGGAACAAAACAGUGGCAAAGUUUCUACGAGAGCGCCAGGAAAGUCUUAAACACUCCCUUCCUCUCGGCUCCUACCUGCUUAAACCUGUCCAGAGGAUCCUAAAGUAUCAUCUACUUCUGCAUGAGAUCGCCACUCAUCUGGAGAAGGAUUCAGAGAUGUAUGAUGUAAUCCAGGAGGCCAUUGACACCAUGCAGAGGGUUGCCUGGCACAUCAAUGACAUGAAGAGAAAACACGAGCAUGCAGUUAGACUGCAGGAGAUUCAGAGUUUGCUGACUAACUGGAAGGGGCCUGAUCUGAUUGGCUAUGGCGAGCUGGUUCUUGAGGGAACAUUCCGUAUCCAGAGAGCGAAAAAUGAAAGAACACUGUUCCUGUUCGACAAACUUCUGCUGAUCACCAAGAAACGCGAGGAGACUUACACCUACAAAGCCCAUAUCCUGUGCUGUAAUUUAAUGUUGGUAGAAGUCAUUCCUAAAGAGCCCCUAAGCUUCACCGUGUUUCACUACAAGAACCCCAAACUUCAACACACUGUGCAGGCGAAGUCUCAACAGGACAAGAAAAUGUGGGUCCUGCAUCUAAAACGGCUGAUCCUUGAAAACCAUCCUGCCAAAAUACCAGCCAAGGCUAAGCAGGCCAUUCUGGAGAUGGAUACUGCAAACCACCCAAGUUUUAACUACAACUCUGAUGACAAGAGAGUGAACACUAAAGAGGGUCCUUCGCCCCGGAGAGUACGCAGGAAGACAGAGCCCUUAUCCAAGUUAUUGAAAAACUCCAAACAUAUAAUAUCCAGUCCAGAUAUUCCGAAGCGUUCUAGUUUGGGAGUCACUCUGCUGUCACCUGUUGCCCAUUUGGGUACUAUUGGCCGAUCCCGUAGCCUUGUCAGCGAAUCACAGGAAUCUCUGGACCCUGGUGACCACAGUGAUGUUGAUGACGAG